Messenger RNA from Sebastes umbrosus (honeycomb rockfish), 4793 nucleotides. RefSeq names its product transmembrane serine protease 9 (gene tmprss9). Gene Ontology annotation, biological process: proteolysis. The transcript is spliced from 16 exons. Gene Ontology annotation, molecular function: protein binding; serine-type endopeptidase activity. Lineage: Eukaryota; Metazoa; Chordata; Actinopteri; Perciformes; Sebastidae. The record is from RefSeq and is a predicted model, not a curated record. The coding region runs from base 665 to 3049 and encodes 794 amino acids.
UUAGAGGAACUGUUAAUCCCUGUAAAAGGACCCUAAUGGUUUGCCAGGUGUUGUGAACCCCCAAUAUGCAGCCAGAAUACCUGCAGGCUUCAGCUCCUCCUCUGCUGCUCAGUCACUGUGUCAAUGGAGCACAGGCAGGCAGCAACUAGAGGGAGUACUGAGCUAUUAUUAGGGUAUUUCUUAUGCCCUUUUUUUUUUUUUUUUACAUUACUUUCCUCCAAUUUGCUGUGCGUAAAAGGAGUAAUGUUUAUUAUUUACCUGGAGAUUAUGGGAGCUCUGAGGUGACAGUAGAAAAGCCUGUGCACAUCGAGGUGUAACCGAAGGGAUCAGGACCGAUGGGAGGAGGAGGAGGGUUAUUUGGGGAUUUCUGAAGCCGAGCCUUCAGUCUUACUAAAGUAAACUGAACAGGUGAGCUACCUGCGAUCCGCCCCUUGGCAGGUGGAACAAAUAGCGGACCUCUCUGUCCUCUCCUUCGUCUUCCUCCAUCCAUCCAUGUAUCUAUUCUUGUGUGCGCCAAGUCACGCACUGAGAACUGCGGGAUAUCGUGAAUGUCAGCGUUCAGAGGAAAAGGAGAAGAAAGAGGACUGGAUCACUUUAUCUGUCUGGCAUUAUAAUACUGGACACAGUGGAAUGUGAGUUGUGAGGUUGGUGCUGUGAAUCCAACAUGGAGGUGAGGAAGGAUGGAGGAGGAGGGCCGUGGUCUUCUCCAGGAGCUUCUCCUGCUCCCUCCAACUCUGCCUGCUACAGGGGCUCCAUCGUAGCCUUCAUUUUCUUCUUCCUCGUUAUCGGGGUCUUUGUAGGCCUGCUUAUUGCCUACCUGGCACAGGAGCAGCAUUAUUUUAUGGAGACAGUGGAGCUGAAAGGUCUGAAGUAUGAUCAAGUUCUGCAGGAUGAAGACUCUGGUUACUCCAUAGUACUGACCUCAGUUUUAAAGUCCAAGAUUAAAACUGUCUUCACUGCCUCAUCGAUAUCACAUCACUACGUUGAUUGGAAUAUUGUUGCCUAUGGUAACGUUAAUGGUGACGUGAUGGCAACAUUCAGACUGGUCUUCAGGGUGUCCAAGAUCCAGCAGUAUUCAGACAACUUUGUUCAGGACCUGCUGAGAGCAGGACUCAGCUCAGUGAUGCAUGGGAAACCACUGGAGGUGCCAGAAUUCGGAGAGAUCAACGCUAUCAUCUUACUGGGAGCCAGUGGGAAGUCAUUUUAUGCAAUUGGAGAUGAAAUGAUAGCCAGGUGUCCUGACAACACCUUCACUUGUGACAAUGGAGAAUGCGUCACCAAAUUGAAUCCAGAGUGUGACUUCAGCCCCGACUGUGCGGAUGGAUCUGAUGAAGCUCGUUGUGCCUGUGGUACACGUCCCGCUAUGGGGAGUCGGGUAGUGGGUGGUGAGGAUGCUCGGCAAGGGGAGCUGCCGUGGCAGGUCAGUCUGAGGCUCCAUGGACGCCACACAUGUGGAGCCUCCAUCAUCAACGAACGCUGGCUAGUCAGUGCGGCACAUUGCUUUGAGAGGGACAACGACCCCAGAGAGUGGACGGCCCUUGUAGGGGCCAGACUAGUGAGCGGUGAUGAGUCAGAGUCCACAAUGAUUAACAUCAAGUCGCUGGUUGUGUCUCAAGACUACAACCCUUCGACCACUGACAACGAUGUAACUGUGCUGGAGCUGGAGACCCCUGUCACCUUCAACUCUUACAUCCAGCCCGUCUGCCUGCCCUCCCCAUCUCAUGUGUUUGCCCCCGGACAGAACUGCGUGGUGUCAGGGUGGGGCGCACUACACCAGUUUAAUGCUGAGGUGCCCCCUACACUGCAGAAGGCGGUGGUGAAAAUCAUCGACUCCAAAGUGUGCAAUAAAUCAUCAGUGUACAGAGGAGCUGUUUCUCACAAUAUGAUGUGUGCCGGAUUCCUGCAGGGCCAGGUGGACUCAUGUCAGGGUGACUCUGGAGGGCCUCUGGUGUGUGAGGGGGCCCCUGGGAGGUUCUUCCUGGCUGGGGUGGUGAGUUGGGGUGUGGGCUGUGCCAUGAUCAACAGGCCUGGGGUCUAUUCCCGCGUCACCAGGCUCCGCAACUGGAUCCUAAGCUAUGCAGAUCCCAGCUUGGUCCCUGAUUACUUCCAGUAUGUUCCUCCUAUGCCAGUUACUGUGCCUAAUAAUCCGCCAGUACCCAGGACCAUAGCCAUGGAUGUGUUACCUGCACCGACACUACCUGCCUUGAACUGCAGUGGAAACUUUCAGUGUAGCGCCACCUCCUGCAUAGGCAAGGUCAACCCAGAGUGUGAUGGCGUCCCAGACUGCCCCAACCAGGCCGACGAAAGAAACUGUGACUGCGGCGUACGUCCUGCGUUGGGCGCCCAGAGGAUCGUGGGUGGAGUAACAGCUCGAAGGGGGGAGUGGCCUUGGAUUGGCAGUCUGCAGCACCAGAGACUUCACCGUUGUGGUGCCACGCUCAUUCAAUGCAAAUGGUUACUCACAGCGGCACACUGCGUCAAAAAUGACCCAAGCCCCUCUGACUGGGCUGUGAGCCUGGGAUCUGUGCUGCGCUCUGGGUUAGGAGCCCUGGUCAUCCCCAUCCAGAGGAUUGUCAUCCACCCAGCCUUCAAUGGCACCAACAUGGACCAUGACGUGGCUCUGUUAGAGCUGGCAGUCCCAGCCCCCACGUCCUACACCAUCCAGUCUGUCUGUCUCCCCUCAUCGGUGCACCGCUUCCUCAACAAUGCAGAGUGCUUCAUCACAGGCUGGGGAUCCAUGAGGGAAGGAGGUUCGUUGACCAACCUGCUGCAGAAAGCUGCAGUGAGCAUCAUUCAGCAGGCAGACUGCCAGCGGUCGUAUGGAAACGUGCUGACUCCUAACAUGAUGUGUGCUGGUUACAUGGAGGGAGGCAGGGACACCUGUUUGGGAGACUCUGGAGGGCCGCUGACCUGUCGGGAGCCCUCUGGCCAGUGGUUUAUUGCUGGAGUGACCAGUUGGGGACAUGGAUGUGGGCGAAUUGGUUUCCCGGGGGUUUACACUCGUGUAACGUCUGUCAGGCAAUGGAUAUCUACAUACCUCCCUUUCUGAAGAGGCAAAAAAGGAGCUUAAACCGCAAAAAGAUGAUAAACCCAAAUGGAUUUUCCUGAUAAAACUGUACUGUACGAGGACCAAAGUCAUGCUAAAAGCCACAUGUACAUAGUUUCCACAGUAUUGACCUGUGUGACCUACUGGUCAUAGGUGCUGUUUGUAAUACUGUGCAGUCAUCUGGACUGGGACCAUCCUCUUUCAUAAUGUACUGAAGAAAUAAGGAGAAUUCUGAACUGUGGCUUAUGGACAUCCUGCUAGCACAUGCAUGGUUUAAAGUAUUUAUUUCCGUUAUUUAUUUUCCUGACCGGUAAACUUACUGUGCAUGGUGUAUUUUUUUCAUUUUGUGUGGGUUCAGAAUAUAUGUGGUUCAUUUAUGGGUACAUUUCCUUGUCUUUUUUGUAGGGCUGCCUCCUCUUAGUCAAUCAGUCGACUAAUCUGUUGUUUUGGUCUAAGACGACAAAGAUUUCUUAAGUCGAUUAGUCAUUAUUUUAUGUUUUUUUCAUGCUGAAUUACUUAUUUCCAAGGAACUUUUUAGCACAUCUCUGGUAAACACCAGAUUUCAAGUGGUGCUUUUGUGCGAUUCUUGUGUGGAGAGCUGUAAAACACAGAUGUAAGUGAGUGUAAGUCGACUUUCUUUGGUCGAGGACAGCCCUAUUUUGUUCUUUUCUAUUUUUUAGAAAAUAAGACAAAGAUGCAGUGUAAUAAUUGUUACUGAAAGGUGGGUUUUCUGGGAAAAAUAUAGUUCUGUAUGAAAAAGUGGUGCUGGAAUUAGCUUUAGAGGAAUUUUAACUUGAGUUUGAUAAACUCAUGGUGAUAUUUCAUUGAUAUACACUCUUUUUUGAUGAGACACAAGAGAGGACUCUGAUUAACAAGAUUUAUUGAUUUUUCAUAAUGAUCAUUCCAUUUGCUCACAAUCACACUGCAAAUAAUGUUCACAAGCUUUUGUGGCUCUCACUUCCCUACAUAAACUCAGCUGGGUAGGAAAAAAAGGAUUUCCAGACAUCUGACAAGCCGUGUACAUACAGCUGAGAAAGGUUCAGUACCCCCCGUACAGCGAGGCAGACCCUGCUGAAACAAACCCACUACUGUGGAGGGCGGCAGAUAGAGUGACAACUAGAAAACAGGUCAGACAAAACAGUUUUGUUCUCCAGGCGUACUUUGAUAUCGGACUGUUUGGAGGCUUGUGAAUGUCAGGUUCACGGUUGUGAAAACACCAAGUCGGUCCUUAAGUCUUCCUUUUGAUUGUGUAAGUAGGUCUUUUAGAGUAAAAGCUUGUUAAGGAAAGUCAGUGUUGUCCCUUAAGGGCUCCAGUUGUGCGGCUUGUUUUCUAGGCACAAAUAUUUAGUCUCUCUCUGAGCAUCAACACAAUGAAAAGAACAGGUAUAAACACAUACUGUUAGAAUUACUCCAAAAAACAAAAGCUGUAGUGCUGCAGUUGACUGAUGCAAGACUGUCACAUUGCAACAGUACUUUUAUUUUUAAACUGCUUAUCCUAUUCACACAGGGUUGAAACAUUUCCCAGCAUGCACUGCUCAAGAUAUGGGGUACACUUUGGACAGGUUGCCAGUCAGUCACAGGGCUAGCACGCACUUACAGACACAUUCACACUUAUGUUCACUCCAACAGACAAUUUAGAGUUUCCAAUUCUCCUCACUUAUAUGUCUUAACACACACAGGUGUAAAUCACAGCUUUUUAUAAUGCAUGAUUACUUGUUAACCAGAAGAUUAAUUAUUCAUAAUGACA